AAAUACGAACUUUGUCCGCAACAGCACGAUGCACGACUUGCUAUGAGUGGAAGAGAGAGGGCAAAUAAGAACAAUUCUAUGCAAUAAAGUAAAACUUAAGUUACAGCAUGAUGAUAAUUUAAUUUUAUUAUAAUUCAAAUUAGAUUGAUAAUAAUAUUUUUUAUAACUAUAAGUUUUUCGAUACAUUUCGUUAUUUUUUGUAUUAAGAAAAAAAACGUGUAAGGGUACUGAGGGUAGAUAGACAUUUCCGUCUUAUUCGAGUCGUUACUAAUUACCUACCUUACAAUUCACGUAUAACUCAUUCAGUUCAUUUCUGUGUCUGGGUAUCCUGUUCUUUGCUUUCUUUGUGCCUUUUUUAUUUAACUAUGAGUUCGCAUAAUAAUAUUGACGUAGUCAAAAGAUCGCAAAUAAUUGCGUUGCACGAAGAAGGGAGAAACAUUUCAGAGAUAGCUAGAGAAACCGGUGUGAAUUGGAAAACUGCUAGUUUGUGGAUACAACGUUUCCAAAUGGAAGGGUCGCUGUCACACCGCCAGAGGUCUGGCAGACCGAACCUUAUAGACGCCUCACAACGUCAGCUUAUGGUGAGAGAAUACGAGGAAAAUGGUUUCAAACCGACAAGCCACUAUGCCCGUUUAUUUGGCACUUGUGCGGACACGGUUCGUCGAGUUCUUCACAGUGAAGGCUUGCACAAUCGCAGGCCUGCUGUUAAGCCUCUUCUCACAGAAAGACACAAAACGGCAAGAUUACAAUUUGCGAAGGAUCACUUAGACUACGACUGGAGUAAUGUUAUCUUCACUGACGAAAAGUCUUUCAGAUCAAGUCAACAUGGCCGUCUUCAUUUAUGGCGCAGAAAUAAUACUCGGUACGAUACCAACAAUGUCGUGCCUAACAUGGAGUCGGGCCGUAUUUCGGUGAACAUGUGGGGCUGGAUGAGUGCAGCAGGGCCGGGGGAGCUCGUCAGGAUUCCCAAUCGAGCGAAUAGCGAAACAUUGUGGAAGUGCUAG
This is a messenger RNA of Leguminivora glycinivorella, 1004 nucleotides long. RefSeq lists its product as uncharacterized. The transcript is spliced from 2 exons. Gene Ontology annotation, molecular function: DNA binding. The coding region runs from base 366 to 1004 and encodes 212 amino acids. Gene Ontology annotation, biological process: DNA integration; DNA transposition. The record is from RefSeq and is a predicted model, not a curated record. NCBI's taxonomy places the organism in Eukaryota, Metazoa, Arthropoda, Insecta, Lepidoptera, Tortricidae.